Messenger RNA from Thecamonas trahens ATCC 50062, 2958 nucleotides. Its product is annotated as transducin/WD-40 repeat family protein. Gene Ontology annotation, molecular function: chromatin binding; protein binding. The record is from RefSeq and is a predicted model, not a curated record. The transcript has 2 exons. Gene Ontology annotation, cellular component: nuclear replication fork. Lineage: Eukaryota; Apusomonadida; Apusomonadidae. Gene Ontology annotation, biological process: DNA repair; DNA-templated DNA replication; mitotic cell cycle. The coding region runs from base 1 to 2958 and encodes 985 amino acids.
AUGAGCAAGCUAACGUGGCAGAGUGCGCACCUCGGCCCGCACUCGGACAUUGUGUUCCACCCGACGGGAGAGGCUGUGGUGAGUGCUGGAUCGGAUGGCUUUGUGAGAGUCUUUGCUCCGCCUACGGCGGCGGCAGCGACCGUGGAGAAGGAGAGCAAGAACUCGGACAUUACCGCCCUCGCCAUGUCGCCGGAUGGCAGUCUGGUAGCGACGGGUGCGACGGACAAAAAGGUCACCAUCUGGUCGUGGCCGGAGAUCAAGUUCCAGUCGUUUGCCGCGAGGUUCACGGCCUCCAUCUCGGCCCUCGCCUUUUCUCCGUGUGGACUCUUCCUCGCCGUCGCUGCUGCCGAGUCGACGGUCAAGAUCGUGCCGGUCGGCGACAUGAGCUCGGCCAACUGCCUCCGCAACCACGCCGGGCCUGUCCGGGCCCUGGCGUGGUCACCCGACUCCAAGCUUCUGGCCACCGUCGCCGACGAUGGCGCCGUCCAGGUGUGGGACGUCGAGGCCAAGAGUGUGGUGACGAGCAUGGAUCUGCUGCCGGCGACCAACUCGUCGUCGCAUGGCUCGAAGGAGGAGCAGGCGGCGAGUCCGGCGACGCUCGGGCGCGGCGGCAUCGCCUUUUCACCCGACGGGACCCUGCUUGCGGUCUCGGGCGAGUCCUCGCUCCGGCUCUACCACACGGCGACGUGGACGCUGGCCAAGACUUUGGACCGGGCACACAAGGACUCGCUGGUCUCGUUUGUUCGCUUCUCGCCCAACGGGUUGUACCUACUCUCGGCGUCAUACUCACCAGCGGGCAACAGCACGUCGGUGGCGGUGUGGGAUGUGAACCUCGGCGAGGCCAUCGACGUCCGUGCCAUCGAAAAGGGCAAGGCCGUCAUCGGCGCCCAGUGGUCGCCUGUCGACGCCACCGUGGCGCUCAUCAACGAGACCGGCGAGCGCACGCUGUGGCUCGACCCGGUGCCAAGCCAUCUGCCGCAUCCUGUGACCCGCCCGGGCUCAGGCGCGGGCAAGAGCGCGGCAGCCGCUCCUGCGGUAGCACCUGCCGCGAUGGCUGACUCGGGCCUUGCAGACUUUUCCACCGUCUCGGACACCGCGGUCAUUGCCCGCCCGGCCGAGAUCAGCGCCGAGCUGGAGAAGAACACGGUGGCGGUCGGCUCGCGGCUCCGACGCAAGGUUGUGCUCGACGACUCGGAGUCUGGUGACGACGACGAUGACGACGAUGCCGCCGGGAGCGGCGACGGCGAGUCGGGUCGCUCGCUCCGCGACCGGGCUCCGGCGCAGACUUCGUCGGUCCUCUCCAAGCUGUUUGCCAUGACCGAAGGCGGCGACUCGUCGUCGUCGGACGACGAGGACGAGGCACAGGCGCAAGCGGGCGCGGGCACUUUGGCCGGCGAAGCGUCUGGGAGGAUGGCGAUGGACGUGGUGCCGUCUUCGACGACGUCUGCCGUGGUCACGGUUCCGCACCAGGCGGCGAUCCAGCCGGGCUCGACGCCCGAGGACGAGAAGCGGCGGUUCCUCUGCUACAACUUUACCGGGUGGAUUGUGGCGCGGAACGAGGGGACGUACAACGACAUCCAGAUCGACUUUGCGGACACGACCAAGCACAAGCGGAUCCGCGUGACGGACCACCACUUUUUCCGGUUGGGGACGCUCAACGAGCUCGGGGCAUUCUUUGCGUCGCGCGCGGACGCUGCGGGCGACAUUCCGGCGGUGCUCUCGUACCGGCCUUUUUCGUCGUGGACGACCGACUCGGAGUGGUUCGUGCAGCUGCCUGCGGGCGAGGACCCGGUGGCCAUUGGCAUCGGGCACAAGUGGGCGGCGGCGGCGACGUCUGCCAACCUGCUGCGGAUUUUCUCGUACGCCGGGCUCCCGCUAGGCGUGCUUGCGCUGGCGGGUGCGCCGAUUGCGGUGGCUGGGGCGGGUGACGCGCUGGCAGUGGUGUACGCGGCAGCGAGCGGGAGCCUGCGGUACACCGUGUACUCUGUGGAGACCGCAAGCGCGACCGAUGGCGGUGACUUGCCGCUCUCGCCGGGCUCGACGCUGACCUGGAUCGGGUUCUCUGACAUUGGCGAGCUGGUGACGACCGACAGCGCGGGCGUGAUCCGGGCGCGGACCUCGGCGUGGGGCUCGGCGUGGCUCCCGAUUGGCUCGCUGGUGGUGGCUCCGGCGGCCGACGAUGAGAGUGUGGGCAAGGGCAAGAGUAAGAGCAAGUCGCGGCGCCGGAAGCGCAAGUCUGUCUCGUUUGGCCCGGUAGCGGCAGACAGCCUGUGGAUGGUGGGCAUUCUCGAGUCUGCGGCGAUGGUGGUGCGUUGCAAGGGCGCGGCCGAGUACCCGCCAACGCUCCCGCCGCCGCUUCUGGAGCGGCGUGAGCUCAAGAUGCCGGUGGUGGCAGCGUCGGGCGCGGUCGGCCUCGAGUCUGCGCGGCUCCUCGCCGAGACGACGCUGGUUGCCGUCUCGGACCUGCUCGCCAGCCCACGGGCCGGGUACCUCGGAUUGAGCGUGGUGGAGCUCGAGGCGCGGGCGGCGAACCGGACGGCGGACGUGGACAAGAACACGCUGCGGCUGUUCCGUCAGGAGCUGCUUGCCGGCCACCGGCUGCGGGCGCUGGAUCUCUUCACCCGGCUCCGUGAGCGGACGGCAGCGAACAUGGCACUCGCGCUGGCGCAGAAGCACAACAUGCCUGCGCUCGCGGACCGGAUGGCGGUGGCACUCACCACCAAGUUUGCGCCCAAGCCGGCGGCUGCUCCGCGGUUUGCGCCACAGCGGGCGACGUUCCAGAAGCCCAAGCCGCGCAAGCGCGCGUCGUCGGCAGCCGACCCCAAUCUUUCGCCGAUCAAGGCGCUCAAGACGAUCAACGGCGCGCGUGGAGCCGCCGCCUCCGGCGACGGCGACGAUGAUGACGACGACGACGGUCCGACCCAGGGCUACCGGCCGCCGCUGACGCCGGCGCACUGA